This is a messenger RNA of Rattus rattus (black rat), 993 nucleotides long. Its product is annotated as cathepsin L1-like. The coding region runs from base 1 to 993 and encodes 330 amino acids. NCBI's taxonomy places the organism in Eukaryota, Metazoa, Chordata, Mammalia, Rodentia, Muridae. The transcript has 7 exons. The record is from RefSeq and is a predicted model, not a curated record. Gene Ontology annotation, molecular function: cysteine-type endopeptidase activity. Gene Ontology annotation, biological process: immune response. Gene Ontology annotation, cellular component: lysosome.
AUGACUCCAAUUUUCCUCCUGGCCACCCUUUGCUUGGGGAUGAUCUCAGCUGCUCCAACACAUGACCCCAGUUUCGAUGCUGUAUGGGAGGAAUGGAAGACCAAACAUGGGAAAACAUACAACACGAAUGAAGAAGGACAGAAGAGAGCAGUGUGGGAGAACAACAUGAAGAUGAUCACCCUGCACAAUGAGGACUAUCUGAAGGGGAAGCAUGGCUUCAGCUUGGAGAUGAAUGCCUUUGGUGAUUUGACAAAUACAGAAUUCAGGGAAUUGAUGACUGGCUUUCAAAGCAUGGGACCCAAGGAGACGACCAUCUUCCGGGAGCCCUUUCUGGGUGAUAUCCCCAAGUCUUUGGAUUGGAGAGAGCAUGGCUAUGUGACUCCUGUGAAAAACCAGGGUCAGUGUGGCUCUUGUUGGGCUUUCAGUGCAGUUGGUUCCUUGGAAGGACAAAUAUUCAAGAAAACGGGCAAACUGGUCUCUCUGAGUGAACAGAACCUAGUGGACUGCUCCUGGUCAUAUGGAAACCUAGGUUGUAAUGGUGGCUUAAUGGAGUUUGCCUUCCAGUAUGUGAAAGAAAACAAAGGCCUGGACACGGGGGAGUCCUAUGCAUAUGAAGCACAGGAUGGAAUAUGCCGGUAUAAUCCUAAGUACUCGGCAGCUAAUGUUACAGGCUUUGUGAAAGUCCCACUGAGCGAAGAUGACCUUAUGAGUGCCGUGGCCAGUGUGGGGCCUAUCUCAGUUGGAAUCGACUCUCAUCACCAAUCCUUCAGGUUCUACAGUGGCGGCAUGUACUAUGAACCAGACUGUAGCAGCACUGAAAUGGAUCAUGCUGUCCUGGUGGUUGGCUAUGGUGAAGAAUCAGACGGCGGGAAGUACUGGCUGGUCAAGAACAGCUGGGGUGAAGACUGGGGCAUGAAUGGCUACAUAAAGAUGGCCAAAGACCAGAACAACAACUGUGGGAUUGCUACGUAUGCCAUCUACCCCACUGUGUGA